Nylanderia fulva is the source of this 1155-nucleotide messenger RNA. RefSeq lists its product as uncharacterized. NCBI's taxonomy places the organism in Eukaryota, Metazoa, Arthropoda, Insecta, Hymenoptera, Formicidae. The record is from RefSeq and is a predicted model, not a curated record.
UAUAAAUAUAUAUAUUAAAUCACGAUAUUCGAUUCUAUUUUGUAUUUUAUUGCGUAAUGACGAAUUCCAUAGUUUUCGCAAUUGCAUGUAAUUAUCUUGUCCGAGUGAUGUACACUUCCGAAGUCGGAAGUAGAAUAUUCAUCACGCGAGGAAAAAAUGCAGGACGCGCGUUACAAAUCGCAGUGCGUGCGUGGUGCUUCGAAAACACUGUCUAAAGUCAUUAAUUUGCAUAAUGGCACGUGUUAAUUUACUGUUGUUUUUCUUCAUUAUAUGUGCGGCAUAUUUAGCGAUCUGCGAUCGCUGCUGUCUAAUCAAUUAUCAAGAGUUGCCGCAAUAUGAUCUGAUAAAGACCAAUCGGCGCUCGAAUCAGCCAAUCAUAUCGCGGAAUGUGGUUUCUAACGUGGAAGAAUGCAUGGAAUUCGCGGCAUCGAAAAGGGCUCUCGCUUUCAAUCUUGCUUCGACGAGGAAGCAUGUCGGAACUCGAGAAAAUACGUGCCAAGCUCUUCAAUGCCCCGAAGAUUUCAACAUGACUACUCUCGUACGCGCGGCAAAUUACAAAUACUACAGCAUGUACCCGAUUUCCUCUCUGUUUGAAAACUCUACGAUAAAAUGCAUCGCUAAAGCGGGGAUGUUUGUAUUCUCAUCCACGAGCUUGAAUUACACGGAAGCCCAAAGUUUCUGCCGAAAACGAAACGCAUCUCUCGCGCACGUGAUAAGCGAGGAACGUACGGAAGGUUUGGCCAGAUUCGUGUCACAAAAUCGUCCCAGCUUCGUGGGUCUCAGUAACAAUGAUAAAGAGGGUAUCUGGAAGAACGAAUUCGGCGAAGCCUUGUCUUGCUUCAAUUAUCGAGCAUGGGGCGAGGGACAACCAUCGCAUAAGGGUUGCGUCGCCCUUGUAAACCCACCUGCUGAGAGCUCCCCGCCCUUCUGGAAAGUGGUGCCCUGUUUUAAAUCGUUGCCAUUUAUUUGCGAAAUUUCGCCAUUGUUUCAACGAUCGUCGCGACAACAUCAUAAAAAUCAUAAUCGCACGUAACACGAAUACGAAUACAAUAAGGUACGAAAAAUUACGCAUACAAUGUGAUAAUUGUACAUAAUAAAAAAUAAACUUACGCGCGAGAAAAAUCGUUUUCUUAGCAAAGAUUCUAUGAAGCAAAA